Messenger RNA from Malaclemys terrapin pileata, 716 nucleotides. RefSeq names its product mitochondrial ribosomal protein L23 (gene MRPL23). NCBI's taxonomy places the organism in Eukaryota, Metazoa, Chordata, Testudines, Emydidae. Gene Ontology annotation, molecular function: structural constituent of ribosome. Gene Ontology annotation, biological process: mitochondrial translation. The record is from RefSeq and is a predicted model, not a curated record. Gene Ontology annotation, cellular component: mitochondrial large ribosomal subunit; ribosome. The coding region runs from base 90 to 554 and encodes 154 amino acids. The transcript has 5 exons.
ACUCUCCUGCGCCCGGCCCCGCAGCUGCCCGGACGGACGCUGGGCGCGGUCGCUUGGGGCCAGGGGGACGCUGCGCGCGCGGCGGGGCCAUGGCCAGCGGGAAGGUUCUCUACCCCCUGUACCAGCUGGGAAACCCCCAGCUGAGGAUUUUCCGACCUAACUUCUUCAUGACACUGGUGAGGCCUGGUGUGACACAGCCAGAAGACACUGUACAGUUCCGUAUCUCCAUGCAGAUGACGAGAGUGGAUGUUAAGAAUUACCUUGAAAAAAUAUACAACGUGCCAGUGUCUGUUGUGAGGACCAGAAUACAGUAUGGUGCAAACAAUAAAAGGAACCACAAGAACCAGAAAGUGAAGAAGCCAGAUUACAAGGUUGCGUACGUACAGCUGGGUCAGGGACAAACCUUUCAGUUCCCAAACCUAUUUCCAGAGAAAGAAGAAACCCCAGAACCUGGCUCUGUCGAAGACAUCCAGAAGGAAUUUAUGGAGAACGAGAGACAGAGGCAGGCAGCUGACCCCAGGCGAGGAGGAGUCACCGACUGGUUUGGACUUUGAUGGAACAAGGCAGCUGCCUUUCUUUAUGCCUCUCUGAUGGAUUUGAAUCAGCGGAACCUGCGUCUUUCUCUCCCUAUGACAUAGGGUUUAUUUUCGAGCAGCCUAUCUGUGCAUAACUAUGACAAAAUGACACAAAAGAGAAAUAAAAAUAAAAAGACAGCA